This is a messenger RNA of Protopolystoma xenopodis, 225 nucleotides long. The record is from the annotation of a GenBank genome assembly. Lineage: Eukaryota; Metazoa; Platyhelminthes; Monogenea; Polystomatidea; Polystomatidae.
GUCGUUAGAAGUUGCCCUUGUGAUCAUGCAACUGUUGUUGGCGCCGGAAUAACUCUCUUCGAGGCAUUGACUGCCGCUGAUCAAUUGGCUAAAGAAGGUAUUAAUAUACGAGUAAUCGAUCCCUUCACAAUCAAACCGAUUGAUGAAACUCUUCUUGUGCAGGCAGCAAAGGAUACAUUUGGUCGCAUUGUGGUUGUAGAGGAUCAUGCUCCUGAAGGUUUGUGA